AUGGAUGAAAAGUGGAGGAAUGUCGCUUCUGAUUUUAGUGUGUCUAAGCAAUCCCAAUGGGAGGAUGUAAAGUUAUUCUGGAAUAAGGUCGAUCUUGAAAAAAUCGAAACUAGCUCACAAAUGUUGGAAAAGAGAGUUUACCAAGCCGAGACGGAACAACAAGUUCAGGCAACUGAAAAUGCUUCACGUCAGAUGGACCUAAUUCAGAAUAUAUUUAUCAACAAGAGCGAAAAGCGUGGUCAUGACUUGCAGGUUGAUGAAGCAUCAAAAAGGCCGAGAUCGAGUGACUCUUCAAAGCUUACGGAAUCAAAUGAUCAAGAACAGUCAUUCGAACUCUUAUCAUCAUCACUUUAUUCGAGUCAAGAAACAAUUGCAGAUGUAGUCGAUAAUCCGUUUUUCGUAUCAAACAAGGCAACUGCUGUUCAGGACAAGGAGGGCGAGCUUACCAAAUAUAUCCGCGAUCAAGAAAGUGAGAAAAUCUCCUCCGAGCUUCCCUCCGUUGAAGAAAGUGCUAGAGAUCCCAUAUUGGAAUUUCCUGACGAUCCGCCUGAGCUUAAUGAUGAAGAUGUUAUUGUUUAUAACAAAAAAACAAUGCGGGAUGCAUAUUCAAGAACGAGACAGGAUAUCUACGAUCGUACUUCGCAAAAAGAUAAACCAUUAUAUGUACUUACGGACGAACGAAAUUGGCGUACUGCAGUUCGUCAACCAAUUAAACCAAAAAUUUCAAGUUUCUUCAGAGAUGUUAUGGAUGACUAUGAAAUGGUAAUUAAUGACAUUGAUUUACUUCGGUUAAAAUAUUACGAAAUGUGGGGGAGAUAUUGUGAUCAAGUAAUAUAUUCAGAUAGCGAAAGGCGUCUAUUCGAAACAACGCAAGCUGUUACUCGUGCAUUUUACGAGAGAAUGCAUAUGUCCAACUCGGAGAAAGUUAAUAACGAGGAUACAGUUAUGCACGAAUAUAUUCAUGACACUUUUAAAGAAACGUUCCGAGAUUCAAAUUACGAUACCAUUUGGGCAAAUGAUGAAAGUUUAUCUUCGAAGUACCACCGCGCAACCUACGGACGCAAUAAAGGCAAAAAACCCGAUAUGGUUUUAUAUCGAAUCAUAGAAAAUGGUGAACGUGAAGAGUCUUGCUUCAUCGAAGCCAAGCACUUUUCUAUCACAAGAAACAGCAACAUAGGCGGUUACAAUAUGUACAAAGUAGCAAUAUUUUGUCAAGGAGGUUUAAAUAAAAUGAUGUCUUCAUAUGGAGGAGAUACGGGAGCGUCUUUUGGAGGUCACAUUUGCGAAGGACAUAUUUACUUCUGCAUGAUGGACCUUAAGUAUGACGGAAUAUACCGAUUUUUUCAACUUUCUGAAGUAAAGCUUGCGCGGAAGCUUUCAGAGUUCAAUCUUGUACGAAGAUUGAUAAUGGAAGCUUUUUUCUUUAAGUGUCGCAUUGAUAACUUUUAUUCCAAUCGAAAUGGAUCCUCUAAUCAAUAUAG
Molecule: messenger RNA, 1481 nt
Organism: Rhizophagus irregularis DAOM 181602=DAOM 197198
Lineage: Eukaryota; Fungi; Glomeromycota; Glomeromycetes; Glomerales; Glomeraceae
Source: RefSeq, a predicted model, not a curated record